This is a messenger RNA of Enterobius vermicularis (human pinworm), 324 nucleotides long. The record is from the annotation of a GenBank genome assembly. NCBI's taxonomy places the organism in Eukaryota, Metazoa, Nematoda, Chromadorea, Rhabditida, Oxyuridae.
AUGCACUAUCUUGAUUUGCGCCGUCGGAAACUGAUGAACUGCACGCAUGCCAGAUCAGGGCGUGACCCCGCCAAUUUAAGUCCACCGCCCAAUCGCCACCCAGUCAUUCUUACUUGUUCGAAAGGUCAGUUAACGCAUGUACUGGAAGUCACUCCAACCCUUAACCGCUUCAACCUAACAUUCUGGACUGGAUUUGAUUCCCUUCUUCAGUGCGCCUCAACCUCUGAUUUCAUGCGAUUUUACUCUUCAAGUGGGAAAAAUCCACUUCGUGCUCCAACUACCACAGAGCUAUCCGUUCUGCAGGAACUCUACCGGGAAGCAUAA